AUGUACAGGGGCCAGGGGCUGCCGCUCCUCCUGCCGCUGCUGGCUGUCUGCCUGGGAGCCCAGGGCCGGAACCAGGAGGAGCGUCUGCUCGCGGACCUGAUGCACAACUACGACCCCCACCUGCGGCCCGCGGAGCGCGAUUCGGACGUGGUCAACGUCAGCCUGAAACUCACCCUCACCAACCUCAUCUCCCUGAAUGAGCGAGAGGAGGCCCUCACCACCAAUGUGUGGAUAGAGAUGCAGUGGUGUGACUAUCGCCUGCGCUGGGAUCCGCAAGACUAUGAAGGACUGUGGGUGCUGAGGGUGCCGUCCACCAUGGUGUGGCGGCCGGAUGUCGUGCUGGAGAACAACGUGGACGGCGUGUUCGAGGUGGCCCUCUACUGCAACGUGCUGGUGUCUCCUGACGGAUGUGUCUACUGGCUGCCGCCCGCCAUCUUCCGCUCCUCCUGCCCCGUCUCCGUCACCUACUUCCCCUUCGACUGGCAGAACUGCUCCCUCGUCUUCCAGUCCCAGACCUACAGCACCAAUGAGAUCAAUUUGCAGCUCAGCCAGGAAGAUGGUCAGAACAUAGAGUGGAUUUUCAUCGACCCUGAGGCCUUCACGGAGAACGGGGAGUGGGCCAUCCGGCACCGGCCGGCCAAGAUGCUGCUGGAUGUGGAGGCACCCGCCGAGGAGGCGGGCCACCAGAAGGUGGUCUUCUACCUGCUCAUCCAGCGCAAGCCCCUCUUCUACAUCAUCAACAUCAUCGCGCCCUGUGUGCUCAUCUCCUCGGUCGCCAUUCUCAUCUAUUUCCUUCCUGCCAAGGCGGGGGGCCAGAAGUGUACCGUCGCCAUCAACGUGCUCCUGGCCCAGACCGUCUUCCUCUUCCUUGUGGCCAAGAAGGUGCCCGAGACCUCCCAGGCAGUGCCACUUAUCAGCAAGUACCUGACCUUCCUCCUGGUGGUGACCAUCCUCAUUGUUGUGAAUGCUGUGGUCGUGCUCAACGUGUCUUUGCGGUCCCCCCAUACACACUCCAUGGCCCGCAGGGUCCGAAAGGUGUUCCUGCGGCUCUUGCCCCAGCUGUUGCGGAUGCACGUUCGCCCACUGGUCCCAGUGGCUGUGCAAGACACGGGGCGCCGGCUGCAGAACGGCUCCUCUCCGGGAUGGUCAAUCACAGCUGGGGAAGAGGUUGCUCUCUGCCUGCCUCGCAGUGAACUUCUCUUCCGGCAGCGGCAGCGCAACGGGCUGGUGAGGGCGGCGCUGGAGAAGCUAGAGAAAGGCCCGGAGCCAGGGCAGAGCCGAGAGUUGUGUGGCAGCCUGAAGCAGGCCGCCCCGGCCAUCCAGGCCUGUGUGGAAGCCUGCAACCUCAUUGCCCUUGCCCGCCACCAGCAAAGUCACUUUGACAGUGGGAGCGAGGAGUGGUUCUUGGUGGGCCGCGUGCUGGACCGUGUCUGCUUCCUGGCCAUGCUCUCCCUUUUUGUCUGUGGCACUGCUGGCAUCUUCCUCAUGGCCCACUACAACCAAGUGCCCCCUCUUCCGUUCCCUGGAGACCCCCGCUCCUACCUGCCCUCGCCUGACUGAGCCAACCAUCGGCCGCCAGCCACGUGGAGUCUGAUUGGCUGUGUUCUUCAGUGGCUGAGAUCAUGAGCGUGCUCUUUGGGAAGUGCCCUUCAUGGCCAUGUGAGCCAACAGGCCCUGAGAAAAGCAUGGGAAAUAAAGAGACCGAGCUGGAGUCCUGGAGUGGUUGAGAACGGCUGUGGGCAGGGUGUGCUGUUGGGAUCAGCAUCCGCGUGGCACCGGCUACCUAGUCCUGGCAAUCCCCUCACUUCAGCAAAGCAUUAGCAACUCCCAUCAUUUCUGAAGCCCCAAGGACUCUGUUUUUUACAAUGUCCCCAGCUAGGCAAGGUCCCAUCCCUCUAGGCCUAGGCCCCCUUUCCU
Messenger RNA from Panthera uncia (snow leopard), 1917 nucleotides. RefSeq names its product cholinergic receptor nicotinic gamma subunit (gene CHRNG). NCBI's taxonomy places the organism in Eukaryota, Metazoa, Chordata, Mammalia, Carnivora, Felidae. The transcript has 12 exons. Gene Ontology annotation, molecular function: acetylcholine-gated monoatomic cation-selective channel activity; transmembrane signaling receptor activity. The record is from RefSeq and is a predicted model, not a curated record. Gene Ontology annotation, biological process: regulation of membrane potential; chemical synaptic transmission; nervous system process. Gene Ontology annotation, cellular component: postsynaptic membrane; synapse; neuron projection. The coding region runs from base 1 to 1560 and encodes 519 amino acids.